This is a messenger RNA of Xyrauchen texanus (razorback sucker), 3689 nucleotides long. Its product is annotated as adhesion G protein-coupled receptor F5-like. Gene Ontology annotation, molecular function: G protein-coupled receptor activity. Gene Ontology annotation, cellular component: membrane. NCBI's taxonomy places the organism in Eukaryota, Metazoa, Chordata, Actinopteri, Cypriniformes, Catostomidae. The transcript is spliced from 18 exons. Gene Ontology annotation, biological process: cell surface receptor signaling pathway; G protein-coupled receptor signaling pathway. The coding region runs from base 155 to 3220 and encodes 1021 amino acids. The record is from RefSeq and is a predicted model, not a curated record.
UAUCGACUGACUGUGCAGCCUCUCCAUAUUUUCUUUACAUUACAUUCAUAACUUUAAUUCAGUGAUCACUCAAUUCAAAUAUCAAACACAUUGCAUACAUGGGACAAUAAUACUAUAAGGAAUUGUAAAGCGUAGAGAAAUUAACGGAAACAAAAUGAAAUGGUCUAAAGGCAUUAUUCUUCUUUUUCUGGGAUUGCUUAUUAAGGUUUCUGUGGCAGAAAAAUCAACACAGGUUUACUUGUUUGAGCUUGAAGCAGACUCAUCAAUAUAUGAGAACAUAAAAAAACAUCUUGAAGGCUUCAAUAGUUCUGGAAACGCGAGUUUAUCAACUGUCACCAUUACAACAAAUUGUAUUGAAAGUAGUGAUGGAAAGAAAAAGAAUUGCGCUUGCCAGGAUGGAUACACAUGGUCUUCGGACAUUUGCAAAAACUACAAGUGCUGCAACAACGAUAAUUGCAUUCUUAAUAAUGUAGAUGCCGCUGUGUGUCUGUCUGACAAAAGAGUAAGCAUCAAUGGAUCAACCAUUAUGACAAGAUAUUCCUACCAAGAAUUUUUUGAAAUUAACAACGACAAAACUGAAUUGUACCAAAAUAAAAUCAAGAGCAUAUCUGAUGAGCUCAUAACUAGUUUCAGCAGGUUGCCAUGUUUUUACUCGCUGGUUAUCACGGGUGUCAGGAAGGGCAGUGUGAUUGUAGACUAUGUGGUGCAAUUGCUUGGUCCACUUGAUAAUAUCACUCAGCUUCAGAUUAUAGCCGACACCCUCAAUGGAUCUACCAUUGUAACACAAGGACUCGUAACUCUCCGUGUAAUUCAGGAUCAACCCAUUGCUUUUAACUCAAUUGCAACUAUAAAUUGUGAGACUCAACAGGACCUGGGAUCUGUAAAGUGGCUCUUGACAGAUGCACAGAAUAAAACAAAAGAAAUUACAAAUGGAACAGAGGCUUCCUUGACUAAGGCAAAUUAUUUGACUGACAGUCUAAAUCUAAUAAACAUUUCAGGAAUUUGGAAAGGAACAUUUCAAUGUCAAUAUACAACAAACUCCAUCCUACACACAGCAAUUGGCCAGUUGGACAUAGCACUAUUGCCAGAAAUACGUGGCAUAAGUUAUCCCCAAUUUCCUGAUUGUAGAAAUACGAAUGAAAAGACUAAGGUUAUAAUUGAGUGUGCAAUCCCUAUCAGCACAGAAAAUUACAACGUUACAUGGGAAAUAGAUGAACUCAUAGCUGCAUCGAUGCAACCAGAAGAGAUCAAAGGCAGCUUUAUCUCUCACACACUGGAAGCAAUGGUAGAUUGUCGAAAAGAAAAAGUGACGGUCUCAUGUACAUUCACGAACAACAGAGUCCAGACCAACCUAUCCAGAGAAAAGACUGUGGAAGUCUUCAUCAUUACAAAAACCUCAAAAGUCUGUGAAGCUGACAAUGACUGGCCAGUCGCAAAACAAAAUUACACAGCCAUUAAGUAUUGUGAAGGCUUUAGUGUUGGUGAAAGACAGAGAGAAUGCAAAGAGACGUGGAAAGAUGAAAUUUCUAAAUGUGUGAAUCAGGACUUGCAUUCUAUUCAGACUAAUGUAAAGGAAUUAGAAAAAGGAAUUGGGAUACUUGAGAAUGAAGCACACAAAAUUUUCAACAAUUUACACAAAACAACCACCACUAACGAUUUCACCUCCUUUGCCAAUAUUAAUGCAUCUGUUAAUAUUUUUGACGUCAUGAAUAAGGUAUCUCAACAACAGCAACAUCAAUGGAACGACUCUGUCAUGUCUGAUAUUGUCAAGUCUGCAAGCAAUCUUUUGAAUGAAACAAAACCCUGGCAAGAUCCUAACUAUGAUACAAACUUAUCCAUAAAUUAUCUACUGUCUUUUGAGAACACGAUGCUUAACUCAAACCUGUCUGAAUCUUUCUGUGCAAAACACAUACAAUUAACGUACUAUAAUACUAGCAACCCCGAUUGCAAAAUCUCCAACGCCAACGCCAACGUCACAUCAAAUCAUACCAUUAUAGCAGCCGAAUUCAGUAACCUGGCUCAAAUCUUACCAAUACCCUUUGAGAAUAAAAGCAAUUCAUCAGAUGCGCCCAUCUUGUCAGUUACCAUUGUAAAUAACUCCAAUAAUAUAGAUGGGUUUGAGGCUAAUCUCAUGUUCAGUUAUGCAGAUCGAAGACUUCCAAACCAUAAAAUGUUUUGUGUUUUCUGGGAUGCAACUCAGAACAAUUGGUCUGAAUCUGGGUGUUCAUGGGGUGGUACAAGAAAUCCAAAUCUCUGCACAUGUAAUCAUAACACUUCAUUUACCAUGCUGAUGUCCAAAUCUCCAGAGUCCCUUCCAUAUAUGGACGAACUGACAUAUGUUGGCUUGGGAAUUUCAAUCGUUUCACUUGUUCUGUGUUUACUGAUCGAGGUUUUGGUAUGGAAUACGGUUGUAAAAUCGAACGUCUCCAAUUUUCGGCAUAUAGCAUUAGUCAACAUUUCCAUAUGCUUGCUGCUCGCAUAUAUUGGAUUUUUGGCAUCUGUCAAACCAACGGCAAUCCUCUCAAAUUGGUGUGUGAUCCUCACAUUUGUCAAACAUUUUUGUUUCCUGUCCGUCUUUUUCUGGAUGCUGUGCUUGAGUUUUGUGCUGCUUCACCAAAUAAUCUUUGUCUUUGAACAGCUACGGAAAAAGGUCUAUUUGGUAUUGUCUAUCACUGUUGGUUAUGUAUGCCCAUUGCUGUGUGCAGCAGCAACCUAUAUAAGCUUUGGGAAUGGUAAGGAAGGUGAAUACUAUUUAAAGGAGACAUGCUGGCUAACAUACAAGGGUCCGUUCAAGGGAUCCAUGUUUGCCUUUGUGAUUCCGGUUGGAACAAUUGUGUUCAUAAACAUGUUCACUCUUUUUGUGGUGAUCACCAAGUUAGUAACACCAACUGUAUCAGAUGCAAAGGCUAUGGAUGAAAAGGACGUUGCGAAAAGCAUUAUCAAGACAAUAGUCUUCCUCUGCCCUGUCCUUGGGAUCACAUGGAUAUUUGGACUGUUUGUGCUCAUGGUUGACCUAACAGAUUAUCCCUUAGCCUACAUUGUGAAUUAUGCAUUUACAGUGCUCAAUUCACUACAGGGCUUUUUCAUAUUGCUUACAAACUGUAUUGGAGAGAAAAAGAUUCGUGAUGCACUUCUAAAGCGUUUCAAAGGCCAGAAAUCUGUGCAUUCCAAAAGUGAAAGUUCAACAAAAGCAGGGUCCUCAGUAUUGAAGGAAUAUUGAUUGGACAUUGGAUUUUUAAUUUUAAACAUAUGAAAGAUUUAGCUGAUGAAUGCUGAUGUACUGUGCCAAAGAAGAAGAGAUGGAGCAUGAGGAAAAUUUGAUUUUGCAAGUGUCUAUGCCAUAUAUGUGUAGUAGGCAGAUUAUUCUAGCUAUUAACGAAUGACAUUUUGAAUUUUUAACAUUGAAAAUCUAUUUGUGAUAUUUUUGUUGAAACAGCAACACUUUUAAUAUAUUACUUAAUGUAUCUACACAUUUUUUUUUUUAAUUAGUUUUGCUUUCUGAAAAUGGAAUUUAAUGCUUGCAUGUAAAUUAUAUAUGAAUAUAAAUUGCCUACUUGGUAUUACUAAAAACUGCUCUUAAUUUGUAAGAGACAGCCUUAAUUAAGUUUAAAUAUGUUGUUUUAUGUAAACUAAAAAUGUUUGGACUGUACAUUACUGUAUGAUUUCUCUUCCAAAAAAAUAGUGUCCAU